GUUUGCCCACCUUUAUUCAUAUUUCAUAGAUGCAGGAGGCCUGCAGGGUGGACGCUGAAUGGUUGAAAUACCCAUCUUUGCCCUCUACAAUCGCAUAUGUCCUUUCUCCUUCCAUCACAGCAUAUCAGCCAACCCUCACCAUCAUCUCCGGCGACAGCACCCAACGACUCCCGUCAGCAACCCUUACUAUCAUCGCCUCUGUAAUCGUCUCCUAAUUCGUUCUAUUUCUUGCUAUUUCAGCAAAACAAAUAUGUGGGCAAAUGGGGUUUUUCGGCUUUCUUCAUCUCCAAUAUUCAGAUUCAGAUGGAUGUUAUGUCGUCACUCCUCCAGCAAACUGUUUGUCGGAGGGCUUUCGUAUGAUACACAUGAACCAGUGUUAAAACAUGUAUUUGAGCAGCAUGGAGAAUUAAUUGAAGUUAAGGUUAUAUGCGAUCACAAGAGUGGGAAAUCAAAAGGAUAUGGAUUUGUGCAUUUUGUUUCUGAGGAGUCUGCCACCAAAGCCUUAGCAGAAAUGCAUGGUCAGCUACUGGAUGGUAGAAAUAUUCGGAUCAAUUAUGCAAACAAGAAAUAACAUCAACAAUGUCAGGUCUGGUGUUUGACAUGAAUUAACUUCCUUAGUUAGAGAUCAAGUGCAGUUAUGUUGGUUGUAAAAGUGUGUUUCUUAAGAACUGAAAUUGAUUCAAACUUCAAAGUAAACAGGUGUUUUGUUUCUUACUAAUCCGACCCAAUUACCCAAAACAAACUUAUACAUGAGUAAUAAUGGCUGAAUGAGUGAUGAUAUUUGUAUGAGUCAAAUGUUCUAUACAAAAGAUAUGCCAUUAUAGAUUGAAUGUUGCGAUAUCUUAAAUUCGCAUUUCAUUACACAGAUAAUGUAAAAACACAAAUCGGAUCAAGAUAAUCCAAAUUUACAAACUUAUAUUCCUCCUAGAGACAAAAAGAAAAACGACAUUUGAUCGCUAAUACAUGAUGAUAAAAGUUGAGAAACCCUAACGCUGCCAUGUUUCAAUGAAACGCUAUUCAAGAGCUGGUGAAUUUUGUCACCGCUUUUGUGCCUUCCGACACGGCGUGCUUGGCCAAUUCACCGGGAAGUACAAGCCUCACGGCGGUUUGAAUUUCCCUUGACGUGAUCGUCGGCUUCUUGUUGUACCUUGCAAGCCUCGAACUCUCCUGGGCGAGCUUCUCAAAUAUAUCGUUGAUGAAACUGUUCAUGAUUCCCAUGGCUUUGCUUGAGAUUCCGAUAUCAGGAUGCACCUGUUUCAACACCUUGAAUAUGUAAAUCUUGUAGGUCUCGACGCUCUUCUUGGAUCUCUUCUUUUUCUUGUCUCCGGCGGCAGCGCCUGCUUCUUUAGGCAAUUUCUUCCCGGCCUUUGGCUUCUUCUCCGCUGGUGCUUUCUCGGCCACGGCCUUCUUUUCUUCCGCUGGUUUCUUCUCGGCGGGCUUCUUCUCUGCCUUGGGAGCCAUCAGAUUUUUGUUGGGAGAUUGGGAACGAAAACGAAAAUUCUAGGGUUUGAAAUUUGGGGGAAUUCGAUUGAUUGCGUUUGU
Messenger RNA from Lactuca virosa, 1542 nucleotides. NCBI's taxonomy places the organism in Eukaryota, Viridiplantae, Streptophyta, Magnoliopsida, Asterales, Asteraceae. The record is from the annotation of a GenBank genome assembly.